This is a messenger RNA of Striga hermonthica, 1872 nucleotides long. NCBI's taxonomy places the organism in Eukaryota, Viridiplantae, Streptophyta, Magnoliopsida, Lamiales, Orobanchaceae. The record is from the annotation of a GenBank genome assembly.
AUGGCUAGGCGCCAUGGAUGGCAACUUCCUGCUCACUCAUUUCAGGUUGUUGCUAUAACAGUUUUUUGCCUACUAUCCGUUGCUUUCUAUGUAUUUUUUGCUCCUUUUCUUGGAAAGGACAUCUAUGAAUACUUGGCCACGGGCAUUUAUUCCUUCCUGGCGCUCUCGGUAUUGAUACUUUAUGUUCGGUGCACGGCUAUUGAUCCUGCUGAUCCUGGGAUUCUUAUUGAACCUGAAAAGACCUCACCUCGUACGUCACAUGUUGGGACGGAUAUGCAUGGGAAUUCAUCUAUGAAUGAGGAGCCUACUACAAAAGUAGGAUUGAAGAAUGGAGGCAAAUCUUACAGUCAUGAUACAGGAUGGUGCUCAAAAAUCGCAGGUUGCCUUUGCUGUUUCAUUGUGAAGGAGGAUUGCCGAAAGAAUGAAGAAACUCCACAGGAACCAAAUGGCGAAGAGGAAGCUUUGUUCUGCACGUUGUGUAAUGCUGAGGUGCGCAAGUUCAGUAAACAUUGCAGAAGCUGUGACAAAUGUGUUGACGGAUUCGAUCAUCAUUGCCGGUGGCUGAAUAACUGUGUGGGCAGAAAAAACUAUAUCACAUUUAUAUGCUUAAUGGCUGCAAGCCUUCUCUGGCUUGUAUUUGAAUGCGCUGUGGGCAUUCUUGUCCUUGUUCGAUGUUUUGUGGACAGAAAAGCUACUGAGAAUGAUAUUAUUGACAGGCUUGGAGAUGGGUUUUCUCGCCCGCCUUUUGCUACUGUGGUGGCUGUGUGCACUGCCGUUUCUCUUCUAGCAACUAUGCCUUUGGGAGAAUUGUUCUUCUUCCAUAUCAUUCUUAUCCGCAAGGGUAUAACAACAUAUGAAUAUGUUGUUGCUAUGAGAACACAAAGUGAGGCGCCUGGACCUUCGGUAGACGGAGGAGACCAACAAAGUUUGCCGUCUUCACCAACAAGUUCAGCUGUCACUGCCAUUAGUGGGAGAAGCUCUCUCGGAAAGGGGUUGCAGUAUAAAGGUGCUUGGUGUACUCCACCUCGCAUCUUUAUGGAUCAUCAGGACGAGAUCAUUCCUCAUCUAGAGCCGGGACGAGCCCCAUCCACGGUCGACCCAGAUGCCCCACAGCCCGACAAGGGAAAACGUGCGGUCCAACGACCCAUCCGAAUCAGCGCGUGGAAGCUUGCCAAGCUGGACUCCAACGAGGCCCACAAAGCCGGGGCCAAGGCCAGGGCCUCAUCAUCCGUCCUACGGCCCGUGGGCUCCAGGCCCCACCCCCAUGACCCCGACUACGUAUCCAGCACCACCAUGAGCAUCAGGAGCAGUCCUGUUAGCGGCCGGCACGUGUAUUACGAAACUACCCCCAAGGCCGGCACGUCGAGGCCGUCCCCAGGAAAGAGCUCAUAUCCACCGAGCCGAGCCAGCGCCGACAUGUGGGCCCGCAGCCUCAGUAACCUGAGCAGCCCGCUCGCGGUGAAUCUCAGCCCGUCGCCUUUCGGCCAGGAAUCGUCUAACGCGGACUCGAUGUAUGUGUCGCCAACCAUGAAUUCGCCGGGGACCAGCGGCCCGAAGGAGCUGCCGGGCCUGGAAAGUGGGCCAAGUGUUCCAGUGAAGAAGAAUAAUCCAGGCCCGGGGGAGAAUGGGAAAUCGUCUGUGUAUUGGGAUGCGGAGGCGGGGCGGUUCGUGUCGGCAGCCACAAGGAGCGUGGGCUCAUCAUCGUCUUUGGGGACGGAGCUGACGUACACGGGGCAGUCGAUCUUCUUUGGGGGCCCGCUUGUGAGGGAGCAGCAACAGCAGCAGCAGCAGCAGAGGGGGUCCGCGUCGAGUUACUAUCAGCAGGGGAGAUCACAGCGUGGCGGACAUUGUGUUUUUUUGAGAAUAGAUUAG